AUGUCCACCUCGAGAAGACUGCGAUCUAGCGUAGUCGAAUGUCUAAUGCUUCUCGUCGUAACACCUUCGGUUGAUGGAGACGUCAAGAAUGCUGGAAUGACACGAGCCGACGCGACAGAUGCAAACAUUACAGCGAUAACAAUGGCGAUACGCAUUUUGGUAGUUGUGGACGAUGUGAAGUCUCUGUUUCGAAAAGUUUGUUUAUGA
This is a messenger RNA of Botrytis deweyae, 207 nucleotides long. RefSeq lists its product as uncharacterized. The transcript has a single exon. The record is from RefSeq and is a predicted model, not a curated record. Lineage: Eukaryota; Fungi; Ascomycota; Leotiomycetes; Helotiales; Sclerotiniaceae. The coding region runs from base 1 to 207 and encodes 68 amino acids.